This is a messenger RNA of Megalops cyprinoides (Indo-Pacific tarpon), 6613 nucleotides long. It is a transcript of the gene psme4b, whose product is annotated as proteasome activator subunit 4b. The transcript has 47 exons. NCBI's taxonomy places the organism in Eukaryota, Metazoa, Chordata, Actinopteri, Elopiformes, Megalopidae. Bases 286 to 5757 code for a protein of 1823 amino acids. The record is from RefSeq and is a predicted model, not a curated record. Gene Ontology annotation, biological process: proteasomal ubiquitin-independent protein catabolic process. Gene Ontology annotation, molecular function: proteasome binding; peptidase activator activity. Gene Ontology annotation, cellular component: spermatoproteasome complex; cytosol; nucleus.
UGUGCGUGUGUGUAACGUGUGCGUGAGGCAGAGAGACGAAGGUAUGGAGCGAGUGUACGUGUGCGACAGUUGAGGUCAAGAGAGAUUAGCGGAGCUCGCAAAUCGCUGCUCGCCCGACUGUUUUCCUGCAUCACCGGAUUAACUAAAGGUGCCAUUCGGGGAACCACCACCGGGAAAUCUGUCAAAAUAAAAAUUGACAUUAGAACUUCUGAACGAGAAGAACCGUUAUCCUCAGUGCAAAUAAACGAAAGAAAAUAUAUAUAAAAACUGCUGGGAAAUUGUAAUAUGAAAAAGGACGUGGCUGGGGAAUUAGGAUUUGUUCCUCAAAAAGAGAUCGUCUACAACAGUCUUCUUCCAUACGCGGACAAAUUAGACAAAGAGUCCAAUGAGAUUUUGGCCCAGAUCAAGGGUAAUUUGGCUCGGGCGGUACAGGCUCGCGAGCUAUGGCCCGGAAUCCUGUUCUGGACCAGGAAACUUUCUACGUACAUCCGGCUGUAUGGCAGGAAGUUCAGCAGAGAGGACCAUGUGCUCUUCAUCAAGCUGCUGUAUGAGCUGGUGACCAUGCCCCACCUGGAGAUCAGCAUGAUGCAGGGCUUCGCCCGCCUCCUCAUCACCCUGCUCAAGAAGAAGGAGCUGCUGUCACGGGAUGACCUGGAGUUGCCGUGGAGACCACUAUACGAGCUUUACGAGAGGAUUCUCUAUUCCAAAACUGAGCACCUGGGUCUCAACUGGUUCCCCAAUUCUGUGGAGCAUGUGCUGAAGAUGCUGGUGAAGAGCUGCAGGCCGUAUUUCCCAGUAUCCGCCACAGAGGAGAUGUUGGAGGAGUGGCGGCCGCUGAUCUGUCCGUUUGACCUCAGCAUGCAGAAGGUCAUCAGCUACUGUGAGCUCUUCCUGCCCACCAUCCUGCCCCCCGAGCUGCACCACAGAGGCUUCAAGCUGUGGUUCCAUGAGCUGAUGGAUCUCUGGGUGUCAGUGCAGAACUUGCCAGCGUGGGAUGGGAGUCUCAUGAACCUGUUCGCUCGCCUGGCCAGUGACAACAUCGGCUACAUUGACUGGGACCCCUACAUCCCCAAGAUAUUUACCAGGAUCCUGCGGAGUCUGAACCUGCCAGUGGGGACCAGCCAGGUGCUGGUUCCCAGGUACCUGACCAAUGCCUACGACAUCGGCCAUGUGGUGCUCUGGAUCUCUUCCAUGCUGGGCGGACCCAGCAAGCAGGCCCAGAAGCAGCUGAGCGGGCUUUUCAACAGCAUCACUUCCUUCUUCCACCCUUCCAACAAUGGCCGCUGGCUGCUGAAACUGAUGAAGCUGCUGCAGCGCCUCCCGGCCAGCGUGGUGCGGCGUCUUCACGAGGAGCGCUACGGCGCCCCCACCUGGCUGCCCCCGGUGCCGGACAGCCACAAGCUGACGGAGCAGGACAUCGGCGACUUUGUGGAGAGCAUGAAGCAGCCGGUGCUGCUGGCCAUGUUCAGCAAGACGGGCAGCCUGGACGCCGCCCAUGCCCUGCAGAACCUGGCGCUGAUGCGGCCCGAGCUCGUCAUCCCGCCCGUGCUGGAGAAGACAUACCCGGCCAUGGAGACACUGACCGAGCCACACCAGCUGACGGCCACGCUCAGCUGCAUGAUCGCGGUAGCACGCAGCCUGGUCAGCGGGGGGCGCCACUUCCCUGAGGGACCCACACACAUGCUGCCACUGCUCAUGAGGGCGCUGCCAGGCGUCGACCCCAACGACUUCAGCAAGUGCAUGAUCACAUUCCAGUUCAUCGCCACGUUUACGACCCUGGUGCCUUUGGUGGACUGCUCGUCCGCCCUUCACGAAAGGAAUGAUCUGACAGAGGUGGAACGGGAGCUGUGUUCAGCCUCUGCAGAGUUUGAAGAUUUUGUGCUGCAGUUCAUGGACAGGUGCUUUGCUCUGAUCGACAGCAGUACUCUGGAACAGACUCGGGAGGAGAUGCAGAUGGAUAAGAUGACCCAUCUGGAGAGCCUGGUGGAGCUGGGACUGUCCUCCACCUUCAGCACCAUCCUCACACAGUGUUCCAUGGACAUCUUCAAGGUGGCUCUGGAGAAGGUCUUCAACUUCGCCACCACCAACAUCUUCGAGACGCGCGUGGCUGGGAGGAUGGUGGCAGACAUGUGCAGAGCCGCCUCCAAGUGUCACCCUGCAGAGGCUCUGAAGCUGUUUGUGCCACACUGCUGCAGCGCAAUAAUGCACAUCUCUGCCAAUGAGGACAUCUUCAGUGAGGAAGAGCUGGAUAAGGACCUGCUGUGGAAUCUCCAGCUGCUGUCAGAGGUGACUCGUGUGGAUGGACAGCAGCUCUUACCGUACCGCUCUCAGCUGGUGCAGAUCCUGCAGCUGACUCUGCACCUGAAGUGCAAACAGGGCUACAGCCUGGCCUGCAACCUGCUGCACCACGUCCUGCGCUCCACUGCCCUCACCUACCCCACCGAGUACUGCAGCGUGCCCGGGGGAUACCAGCGGCCGCGGCGGGACUACCUGCCCAUCAAGGACUGGGGUCGGCCCGGGGACCUGAAUGACCUGCAGAUUCAGUGGCACGUGCCGAACGUGGAGGAGAAGGACUUUGGCUUCUACCUGCUGGACCUGCUGCUGCAGCCUGAACUCCAGCGCCUGCAGAGAUACGCCCAGGGAGAGCAGGACAUGAGCAGGGAUGACGUCUUGCAGAGCCUGGCCAUCGUCCAGCACUGCCUGCUAGGAGCUGGGAGCAUGCUGCCCCCACUGGAGGGAACCGUGGUGUCUGGCUUGGUUUCCAGCAUGGUGAGUCUGGAGGAGACCAAACUCUAUGCUGGCAUGGAAUACGACACAUCCCAAGAGAACUACAGAGAGACCAUCUGCAGAGUCAUGAGACAGCUACUGCAUCACAUUCUGGAACACUCUGAAGAUGACACAAAGUCCCUCUUCAGCAUCAUCAAGAUCAUCAGUGACCUGCUGCAAUUCAAAGGGUCCCACAAGGCAGAGUUUGACUCCCGCUGGAAGAGCUUCAACCUGGUAAAGAAGUCCAUGGAGGACCGGCUCCACGGCAGGAAGCAGCACAUUCGGGCUCUGCUCAUCGACAGAGUAAUGCUACAGCAUGAGCUGCGGAAGCUAACGGUGGAGGGGUGUGAAUACAGGAGCGUUCACCAGGACCUUCUGAAAGACCUGCUGAAACUCUCCACCAGCACCUACAGCCAGGUGCGCAGUCAGGCCCAGAACGUGCUGUUCGCUGCUCUGGGGACCUACAACUUCUGCUGCAGAGACCUGCUGCCCCACGUCCUGGAGCUCCUGGAGCCAGACCGCACCGAUGUCACACAGCAGCAAUUCAAAGGUGCCUUGUACUGUCUCCUGGGCAACCACAGCGGUGUGUGCCUGGCGUGCCUGCACGACUGGGACUGCAUCGUGCAGACGUGGCCGGCCAUGGUGCGCUCCGGCCUCAGUGCCGCCAUGUCCCUGGAGAAGCCGUCCAUCGUGCGCCUGUUCGACGACCUCGCCGACAAGGUCCACCGCCAGUAUGAGACCAUCGGUCUGGACUUCACCAUACCAGAAGACAUGCUUCCCCUCACCACCAAGAUGAUACAGUCUGAUAGCCCCACGCCCUCCCUGCCCCUGCCCACUGACCAGGACCUGGAGAUGGGUGUGCAGCGCAUGCUGGCCAAAAACUUGGACUCAGAACAGAAGUACGAGAGGCUGGUCAAUGACCUUGUGGAUUUGCUCAGCGACACAGACCUGCCGUGGAAGUUUGAGCACAUGGCCAUCGGCUUCCUAUCCCUCCUGCUUCGGGAUGACCACGCCCUUCCUGUCCCCGCUGUGCUUUUCUUCAUCCAGAGUCUCAACCACGACUCCAUCACCAUACGCAAGAUGGCGAUCUCUGCUGUGGGUGGGAUCUUGAAGCAGCUGAAGAGGGCCCACAAGAAAGUGCCCAUUGAUCCUUUUGAAAUCAUUAGUGCUAGUGUGCAGGAGGGCAGGCCUGAUAACCACUGGCUCCUGUAUGACAGCAGCCGUCUCCCCCGGACACAGCAGGAGUGGGAGAGCUGCUGCUUCGUGGAGAAGACACACUGGGGCUACUACUGCUGGCCGAGGAAGUUGAUGCUGUACGCUCCUACACAUGAGCAGCCAAAACAAGACCUAACCAGAGAGGAAAUGAGUGAGAGGGAGCAGAUCGUCUAUGACCAUUUCACCGACCCAGAGUUUGUCGACCAGCUCAUCGAGUUUCUGUGUCUGGAGGACCGCAAGGGCAAGGACCAGUUCAGCCCACGGAGGUUCUGCCUCUUCAAGGGCCUGUUCCGGAACUUCGGCGACGCCUUCCUGCCUGUGCUACAGCCCCACAUGGAGCGGCUGGUGGCCGACUCCCACGAGAGCACGCAGCGCUGCGUAGCCGAGAUCAUCGCUGGCCUCAUCCGCGGCAGCAAGCACUGGAGCUACGGCAAGGUGGUGAGCCUCUGGGAGCUGCUCUGUCCUCUGAUCCGCACUGCGCUGUCCAACAUCACUGUGGAAACGUACGGAGACUGGGGCACGUGCAUCGCCACCGCUUGUGAGAGCAGAGACCCUCGGAAGUUGCACUGGCUGUUUGAGAUGCUGAUGGAGUCACCGGUGAAUGGAGAGGGAGGAUCCUUCGUGGAUGCCUGUCGGCUGUACGUGCUCCAGGGCGGUUUGGCCCAGCAGCAGUGGCGGGUCCCUGAGCUCCUCCACAGGCUGCUACAGUACCUGGAGCCCAAACUCACACAGGUGUAUAAGAACGUGCGUGAGCGCAUCGGCAGUGUGCUCACCUACAUUUUCAUGAUCGACGUGGACCUGCCCUUCACCCGGCCGACGGCGUCUCCGCGGGUCUCCGAGUUCACCAAGCGGGUGGUGAUGCGGCUCAAACCCCUGCUGGAGGGGGACGAGGAGAUCCAGAACCAUGUGGUGGAGGAGAACGGGGUGGGAGAGCAGGACGAGAGGACACAGGCCAUCAAACUGCUCAAGACUGUGCUGAAGUGGCAGAUGGCCAGUGCAGGACGUUCCUUCUCCACUGCUGUCCGGGAGCAGCUGCAGCUGCUACCCCUGCUCUUCAAGAUCGCUCCGGUGGAGAAUGACGACAGCUAUGAUGAGAUGAAGAGAGAUGCCAAGGCCUGCCUGUCUCUGAUGUCCCAGGGCCUGCUGUACCCAGAGCAGAUUCCUCAGGUGCUGCACACUCUGAAGGAGAUUGCAGGCAGCAGUUCCUGGCACGCCCGCUACACCGUGCUCACCUACCUGCAGAUCAUGGUCUUCUACAACCUCUUCACCUUCCUGAGCGACGAGCAGUCGGUCAGAGACGUCCGAAUGCUGGUCAUUAGCCUUCUGGAGGACGAGCAGCUGGAGGUGCGGGAGAUGGCGGCAACCACUCUCAGCGGCUUCUUGCAGUGUAACUUCCUGCCCAUGGAUGCCCAAAUGCAGGCCCACUUUGAGACGCUGUGUAAAACCCGCCUGCCUAAGAGGAGGAAGAAGGAGCUGGGCUCUGUGGUGGACACCAUCCCCUCUGCGGAUCUGGUGCGCCGUCAUGCUGGAGUUCUGGGUCUGAGCGCCUGCAUCCUCUCCAGUCCAUACGAUGUCCCCGACUGGAUGCCCCAACUGCUGAUGGACCUGAGCGCCCACCUCAACGACACCCAGCCCAUAGAGAUGACUGUGAAGAAGACCCUGUCUGACUUCCGCCGGACUCACCAUGAUAACUGGCAGGAGCACAAGCAGCAGUUCACUGAUGACCAGCUGUGCGUUCUUACCGAUCUGCUGGUCUCACCUUGCUACUACGCUUAAAGCAGGCAGUGACAUGACAUGACUCUCUUCUGGAGACCAGUUUUUGUUGGAUUUUUUGUUUUUUGUUUUUUAAAUUGAGUUUUUGAAGAUUGAAGAAGCAAACAAGAAGAUGUCCUCAUAGUUUUAUUUUUCCCCCUCCUGUGGUCCGGGACGUCUCAGAGGUCUCAGAGGGACGUCUGACUUUGCCUGACUGUGUCUUUGCUGCAUCAUACUAUGGUUACUAGUGGUCAUCCGUGGUCAUUGACUGUCAGCAGCAAAACUCCUGGAAAGGUCAUCCUUCAGCAGGGCUGGGGAGUCUCAUAAAAGCAGGUGUACUCAAUUAAAAUCUCAUUCCUGAUAUACUUAAUAUUUAAGGUAAACAGCAGGACAGAUUGGCAUUCAUUCUGUAAUACUACUGUAACAUUACUGUACAGUUUUUCCUUGCUUGUGUGCCGAGUGCUUGGACGUGAUUGGCUACAAUUUGUCUGCCCUUUUCACCCCCAGUUAAACCCUGUGUAUUUACAGCACUGUGUUAAGACCUGUAUAUUUACAGUGAUGUAUUAAUGCCUGUAUUUUUACAGCAGUGCAAAGACCAGCAUCUUUACAAUGCUGUGUUCAGACAAGCACCUUUAUAGCAGUGUGUUAUUACCAGCAUCUUUAUAGUAAAGUGUUAAAACCAGCAUCUUUACAGCAGUGUGUUAAGACCAGCAUCUUUACAACAGUGUGUUAUUACCAGCAUCUUUACAGCAGUGUGUUAAGCCCUGUAUCUUUACAGAAGUGUGAUAACACCAGAAUCUUUACAAUGGCAUGUACCAUGAAGACUGUCUAUUUGACAUAUGAAUCAGACCCUGGUGUAAUUAGUUCUGCAUCAGUCUAC